CUUUCAAGCCAGGUAGGAACCACAUCCAUUUUCAAAUCUCUCUCUAUCCCGCAGACUUCCCAUGGCGACCGUCUCUGGCUCCGACCUACCCGCCGGCGGUCGAUCCGGUGGGAAAAUUAUCAAGAAAAGGUGGAGGAGAAGUGCAACCACCCCGUACGACCGCCCUCCUCCUCCUCCUCCAGGGCAGGAGGUGCCUCAUGGAAGCCCUAAUUGGCUCACCGGGGUCAUAUUCCCUGCUACUCGUAUGAUUGCGUCCGGUGCAGUUAAGAUGAUUUCUUCCGUCUUUGAUUCUUCAUCAUCUUCUUCAUCCGACAGCGAAGGCGAAGGCGAAGGCGAAGGCGACCUAGAGAACGUUGCUGAUGAAGAUAAUAAUGGUCCACCAGAUGAUGUUGGGCAGCUAAACAAGGAGUGCAUGAUUUCAUCAGAUGGAAGGAAUAAGGAGCCUCAACUUACUUUAUUUAAUAGUGUGACAAAGAGUGCAAUUGCGAGGUUGCUUAUGCAGGAGAGAUUCUCAAGGCAAGAGGGUGAUGCACUUGUACAGAUUAUUGAAUCUCGUGUCCUGGAUCCCGUAGGUGGGGAGGUAGCAGAUUCAACGCGUGUUGAUGUACCUGUUGCUAACGCUAAAUAUGAUGCCGCUGAUCUAUGUACUGAAGCAGUUAAGGAAGCUCGGAAAUGGCUGGAAGAAAAGAAAGUUGGAUCUAGCCCACAGUCAGACUUGGCUCAUAAAUCCCGUACCUUAAACACUGUUUUCCAACAAUUUGAGAUUGACACAGGCUCACCGGUGGAUUAUGCCAAGUCGUACAUGAAGUCUCGAACUCCCUGGACGUCCCCUCUUGUACAAAGUACUGAACUCCAAACUCCAUUUCCACUGACGAGAGAGCUUUUCAGGGAAGGCACAUCUGCUUCUUUUGAUGUUGGCGUAUUGCCAUCUUCUAAGAAAAGGAACUCUCGUGCAUCAGGUUCGUGGAAUAUUGAGGAGGAAUUAAGGAGACUGCGGUCAAAGGCUUCAGAGGAUAUGCUAAGCUCUCCACCUUCCACAAAUGUUGAUCGAUCAUCAUUGCAGACAAUACUUAAAUUUGGCAAGCAGUCUGCAGUUGAUUUACCAGUUUGUGGGAAGGUGGAAGGUAAUAUGGUUGACUUGGUGACGGAUAAUCAAGUAACUGAUGCUCCAAGAACUACAGCCACUGAAUUAAGUAGUUCACAUGGGACUUCGGGUGUGGAUUUGAGAAUAGAUAGUACCGAAAAUGACACAUUGAGAACUCCAUCUCUUCUUUCUUCUGAAGAAUUUCAGAAUGUAGCAGUCGAGAUGGCUGGUGAACAUGCUGGUAUUAAGUCAAAAACCCCUGCCCAUCUGAAUAAUGGCACAGAACCUUGUGAUGACCCGAGGUCAAGUCAGAGAAUAGUUCCUCAAGCUGAAGGUGUCACGGAACCCCAAGUUAAGCAAAAUGCCAAUGGUGUUCAUGUUUCACAAGCUAGGAACUUCGCUGCACAAGCUGGUGCAGGAGAUAUUUAUCAGCAACCAGAUGAGGGCAACUCUAGUUCUGUGAAUGCCAUCACAAAUGCUACGAAUUGCCAAGUCGAAGAUGUGUGUGAACUUUUGAGUGAGGCGUCUGUUGAAGUGCCAAUUGUUGAUGGAACUAAUGGCAUUGUUGAUGUAUCAAAAAAUGUCUCAAGCGUGCUCCAUGAGGAGGUUAGUGUGACGCUAACCCAAUCUAAAUCUGAUAAGGUGACAGACGAUGGCUUGGUCGUUAAACAAGAGCCAAAAAAACCUGGCAAAUAUACCAGAAGAAGCCGAGGAAGGGGUAAAUAGUAGACAUAUUUUGUACUCUUCCACUAUUAGGUUAUUAAGAUCGGGGGUGUAGGCCAUUGUUUAUUUUAGUUUUGGUGUACAACUGCCUUUUGUGUACGAUAGGAUGAGGGAAGCUUAGCUUUCAAAAUUAAGCAAUCCAUUUGUUGUAUUUGUUCAUUUGCGAUGCAGGGAAGCCUCUGUACAACUUUGCUUGAAAGAUAUAAUCUCAAGUUUUUUUCUUAAUUAAUAAUUUUAUCACGCACAACAAA
This is a messenger RNA of Oldenlandia corymbosa var. corymbosa, 2058 nucleotides long. The record is from the annotation of a GenBank genome assembly. Lineage: Eukaryota; Viridiplantae; Streptophyta; Magnoliopsida; Gentianales; Rubiaceae.